GCGGGCUGAUGAGGCGCGCGGUGCGCCGGGGUCAGGUGUCGGCCCGCCGCGCGGGGCUGCGUGCCAUGCUGCUGCCGUGGGUGCGGCGGGCGGACGCGCGCCGGCUGGCCCGGGUUCUGCCCUUGGCGUGCAGCUGCUCGCAGCGGAGUGCCCUGCCGCGGGGCUACAGCCAGGGGGCGGGCGGGAAGGCCCUGCUGCUGGGAGCCUACGCGAGCGAGCGGGAAGGCGGCGGCGCGCAGCUCAGCGCGGCGGGGGACGCGUUCGACGGCCGCGUGUCCGGGAGGCUGCGCGAGCUGCUGGCCGCAUGCGGGGCCCCUCUGAAGAAAGGCAAAGCACGCAUAUUCCAUGGUUUGCAUCAGGACUUUCCAAGCGUGGUUGUAGUUGGUUUGGGUAAGAAGAAUGCUGGAAUAAAUGACCAAGAAAACUGGAAUGAAGACAAAGAAAAUAUCCGUGCAGCUGUUGCAGUUGGUUGUAGACAGAUCCAAGACCUGGAAAUCCCCUGUGUUGAAGUGGACCCUUGUGGAGAUGCUCAAGCAGCAGCAGAAGGUGCUGUCCUUGGAUUGCAUGAAUACAAUGAGCUGAAGCAAAAAAAGAAACCUGUAGUUACUCCUCAGCUUCAUGGAAGUGCUGGAAGUGAAGCCUGGCAGAAAGGUGUUAUCUAUGCGGAGGGUCAGAAUCUCGCUCGGUACCUUAUGGAGGCUCCAGCUAAUUAUAUAACUCCAAUCAAAUUUGCUGAAUGUAUUGAACAGAAGCUUGGAAAUUUUGCUAGCAAUGUGAAGGUCCAUAUAAGGCCAGAGUCUUGGAUAGCAACACAGCAGAUGGGAGCAUUCCUGAGUGUAGCCAAGGGUUCAGCUGAACCUCCCAUCUUUCUGGAGAUUCACUAUUUAGGAGGUGCUAAUGCAGAUGACUCUCCCUUGGUAUUUGUAGGAAAAGGAGUUACGUUUGACAGUGGUGGCAUUUCACUGAAGCCAUCAUCGGGUAUGGAUGCGAUGAGAGCAGAUAUGGGAGGGGCUGCAACGGUCUGUUCAGCCAUUGUGACAGCAGCAGCUUUAAAUCUGCCUCUUAACAUAAUUGGUUUGGCACCCCUCUGUGAAAACAUGCCCAGUGGUAAGGCAAACAAGCCUGGGGAUGUCGUUAGAGCCAAGAACGGAAAAACAAUCCAGGUUGAUAACACAGAUGCAGAAGGAAGACUGCUAUUAGCUGAUGCUCUCUGUUAUGCCCACAGUUUUAAUGCAAGGGCUAUUGUGAAUGCUGCAACAUUAACAGGUGCCAUGGAUGUUGCACUGGGGUCUGCUGCAACUGGAGUGUUCACAAAUUCAUCUUGGCUUUGGAAUCACCUUUAUGAGGCCAGCAUCGUGACAGGAGACCGAGUGUGGAGAAUGCCUCUUUUUGAACAUUACACAAAACAAGUAACAGACUGCCCUCUCGCAGACCUGAGUAACAUUGGGAAGUACAGCAGAGCUGGAGGAGCGUGCACGGCUGCUGCCUUCCUGAAGGAGUUUGUGACUGCCCCUCACUGGGCUCACCUGGACAUUGCUGGUGUGAUGGCCAACAAGGACGAGGUGCCAUACCUGCGGAAGGGCAUGGCUGGGCGCCCCACCAGGACGCUCGUGGAGUUUGCGGCUCGGUUAAGCCAAGACAGUCACAGUCCCAAAUAAAAUGCUUAAACGUUCAUUCUAAAAUCAUCCGCUCUGCCUUAAGGAAAAAAAAAUGCAGUAAUGUCUGGGUAAGUGAGUGCCCCAGACAUACUUUCACAGAAGUGAUGAACUGCACAUUUUAUAAAUCACAAACAUCUCACUUGUGAGACUUUUCUUCCUCUGUUAUACAGCUUUAAAGUAAAAAUACGCUGCUGGACCUACCUGAGGUAUUUAAUACCAGACUGUGACCAUGGGAAAUGCUGUAUGUAUGAAGCAAGCACAGUUCUUGUAAACAAUAAAUCUUGCACAGUGUG
Messenger RNA from Tympanuchus pallidicinctus (lesser prairie-chicken), 1951 nucleotides. RefSeq names its product leucine aminopeptidase 3 (gene LAP3). Gene Ontology annotation, cellular component: cytoplasm. Lineage: Eukaryota; Metazoa; Chordata; Aves; Galliformes; Phasianidae. Gene Ontology annotation, biological process: proteolysis. The record is from RefSeq and is a predicted model, not a curated record. The transcript has 13 exons. Gene Ontology annotation, molecular function: manganese ion binding; metalloaminopeptidase activity. Bases 9 to 1658 code for a protein of 549 amino acids.